This is a messenger RNA of Harpegnathos saltator (Jerdon's jumping ant), 1665 nucleotides long. RefSeq names its product PDGF- and VEGF-related factor 1 (gene Pvf1). Gene Ontology annotation, cellular component: membrane. Gene Ontology annotation, molecular function: growth factor receptor binding; growth factor activity. Gene Ontology annotation, biological process: positive regulation of cell population proliferation; positive regulation of protein autophosphorylation. The record is from RefSeq and is a predicted model, not a curated record. Bases 324 to 1325 code for a protein of 333 amino acids. Lineage: Eukaryota; Metazoa; Arthropoda; Insecta; Hymenoptera; Formicidae. The transcript is spliced from 6 exons.
CGCGACGUGUCCGCUUCAUCAGUCGAUCGCGCGGCGCGGCGGUACGCUCAGGUACAUAUCAGUUUGAUAGUGUCAUUCGUGGUCGCCGGCCACUUGUCGCGCUCUCGGAAGUAAGCGAUUCUCGCAGAGCGACACCGACAAUAGCCGAGUUGCGACCAAGGCCCGACCGAACGAUCGCCGGUAACAGUAAUUGUCGACGAAAUACCGACGCGGGUCCUGCGUGUUAAUAAGGUGCAGAGAUCCAAGGACGAUAGACCGCCGACGAAGAAAGAGAGAGAGAGAGAGGGAGAGAGAGAGAGAGAGAGAGAGAGAGAGAGAGAGACAUGCAAUCACGACGACCCGACGCGACGCUCGGUCACCAGCUGCUACACUCGGCCGCGGAAACGCUGCUUUUCGCGAUCAUCUGCGGCGAGCUCGUCCUGGGCCCGACCUGCGCUCAGUAUCACGAUGUUCCUGGUGACAUAGUCUUCCCCGGGCCGAUCGGCUCGAGAUCAAGGGACCAGUCCGCGGCGGGCUCCGCGGAUGACAAGGAGGGACUGAUAUCGCUCGAAUUAGCUUCUAGGUUAAACUCUAUAGACACGUCGGAGGAAUUUCUGCAGUUGCUUCAAGGCGUUCCGGAGAACGAAAGGAGUCCCUCGUUAACUAGUAGAUUCGGCGAGGGCGAAGAACGAUCGAACGCGAUGAAGACGCAGCCGGCUAAGUGCAUACCCGAACUGCAACCUGUUUCCUUGAAACUGAACAACGAACCUGGAACCAUCGUGUAUCCGCCCUGCACGCGAAUCAAAAGAUGCGGCGGCUGUUGCAGCAGCUCUCUGUUGUCUUGCCAACCGACGGCCUCGGAAACGCGAAACUUCGAGGUGAUCGUGUCGACGAUGUCGCUACACUACCGAGGUCGGCAAAUCGUGCCUCUGGAGGAGCACACGGCGUGCAAGUGCGACUGCAGAAUCAAGGAGGAGGAUUGUAACGAGAAGCAGCAUUACGAACGGGCUAACUGCAUGUGUGUGUGCGACAAUGUCGACGAGGCGGAGAAGUGCAGGCGGAACAACAACAUUAAAAUCUGGGACCCGGAGGUGUGCGUCUGCUCGUGCAGGAACAUCGAAAUGUGCAACACCGGCUACUACUUCGACCACAACACGUGCAGGUGUGAGCUGACAGAAUGUCGACAGAUAAUGUUCUCUAGACCGCUAAACAGAUUCGAAACUACGAAAGCUUCGAAUUACAAUUUUGAUAACGCCCAACGACCGGAAAAUGUACCGCCCGUGAUAAUCCCAUUGGACGCAUCGGAUCCCAGAAGAAAGCACAAGGAAGAUCCGGAAUACAAGUGAUACGAGAAUUCAGACGGACGCUCACGGACUACAAGACUGCUAAGACGCAUCUACGCUCCGUUGUUAGUCUCUUUAUCAUCAGAGUUGGGCAGAUAUAAUUUCGAGUAACGAAAUUAUAAUUAACGAAUUCAAUAUCUCUCUCUCUCUCUCUUUCCCCCUUCCUCUGAAGAUUUAUCCCAGGCAGAGCAGAAAAUCAUAAUGACAUCAAAAUGACAUCAAAAUGGAAACUUUUUUUCAUCACGAUUCGAUCAUUUUCUCAUAAUUUUGAUGUCAUUUUGAUGCCAUCAUGACUUCAGAUCGAAAUAACGAACAGAUUCGUGUUUUUAUUUUACGCACGCGC